Messenger RNA from Sebastes umbrosus (honeycomb rockfish), 2069 nucleotides. Its product is annotated as GTPase IMAP family member 7-like. The transcript has 2 exons. Gene Ontology annotation, molecular function: GTP binding. The coding region runs from base 881 to 1669 and encodes 262 amino acids. The record is from RefSeq and is a predicted model, not a curated record. NCBI's taxonomy places the organism in Eukaryota, Metazoa, Chordata, Actinopteri, Perciformes, Sebastidae.
CAAGAUGGCGACGACCACAAACCAAGAUGGCGACGGCCGAAAGACCAAGAUGGCGGAGACAACAAACCAUUAUGGCGAAGGCAAAAAUCCAAGAUGGCGACGGUCAAAAGACCAAGAUGACGACAGCCAAUAACCAUGAUGGCGACAGCUAAAAACCAGAGGGUGACGACCAAAAACCGAGAUGGCGAUGACCCCAAAAACCAAGAUGGCGACGGCCCAAAAAAUCAGAUUGAUGUACUGUAAUCAUCACAACAUGCUUCAAGCCAACAAAACACUGCUUCAAUCCCUAUUUGUUGGCGUUUAGCCUUUCAAAAACAACAUCUUCACUGCAGCGGCGAUCAACAGCACCAUAAACCUGAAUGAAUUAUACUGUGGUGCUCGUGGUUUCUGUUAAAUGAACUGGACGAUUGAAUUGUGGAGAAUCUAACCGAUCUAACGACGUGUAACGUCCAUAUUGACAAAAGUUACCCGACGUUUAAAACACGUAGGCACACCCAGCGAGUAAAAGGGACUUUGCGUUUAAUUGGGUCUUUUAAUUGGAAGUUUUAGGGUAUAUAAAAUACAAAAUCCACCGUAAAAACAACCUAAACAUGAGUAGAACUAAAACAUGGAGUAGAGUAGUGGUCAAGCCCAACAUGAGAUGCACUUUUGUUUGAUGCACAUUUGUUUGGCCACUGAUUUGCUGCCUGCAGCUCCAUUUUGGUUUUCUGACCUGUGACUGGUUGGCUCAAACUGGCUAGGUAACAGAUGACAUGUGUUUAAGGGGGAGGGGACUAAACAGACUUUAUAAUAUAUAAAGAUGAAAUGACUGAAACUAUUUCAACAAGACAUCAACAGCAACAAGACAUCAUACAUCUACUGCCUGCUUUUACAAGACAAGAUGUCCAGCAAACUUCUUCAGCCUGAAAUGAAGGUGCCACCAACGUUGAAGAUUCUGCUCGUUGGAAUGACUGGAGGUGGGAGGACUUCAGCCAUGAACGUCCUCCUGGGGAGACCUGGUUUGACUCAGACGACGGCUUCCUCACAGACAACAGAGUGCAAGAUAGAGGAGAGAGAGUUUAAUGGACAACAACUGGUUGUCAUCGAUACUCCAGGUCUGAUGCAUACAGAGAAAGGUGAAGACCAGGUAAAGAAAGACAUCAUGGAAUGCAUUGCAGCCGCUGCUCCUGGUCCUCAUGUGUUCCUGCUGGUGAUGAAGUCAAACCGUCCCACAGACGGGGACAAACGCACGAUGGAAAUCAUUCAGGAGAUUUUUGGUCCAGAGUCCAAGAAUUACACUUUGGCCUUGUUCACCGGCGGAGAUGAAUUUCAACCCAAGGACGAAGACGUACAGAAGACCUUCCUCAAAGGCAACAUCGUUGGCCACCAUACUUUUGACAACACGGGCAAGAAGUUCCCCGACCAAGUGCCUGAGCUCCUGAAGAAGAUCAACAACAUGGUUCGGAAAAACGGAGAGGAGCCUAUUUACACCUGUGACAUGUUGAGAAAGGUACAGGAAGUCAAAGUGCAGGAAAUGGAGAAAUUUAAAGGUGACGGCCCAAAGGAAGAACAAGUUCUGCGUAACGUGGUUCACAGGCUUUUAUCUGGCUUGGUGGGUGAGGAUGUGGCAAGUUCAGUGCUCGCUAAAGUUGAUGGUUUGGUGAAGAAAGUGUGCGAUAUAGUGAAGUGAAACCAACCAAAAUUCAAAAAGUUAUGAAACAGGGAAAUCAAAGUGGUGUUUUUCAUCUUUAUUUUUGCUUUUUCACACGGCGAGAACUGAAGCUGUUAUCUAUCAAAGCCACCAGACUCCUUUAAAAAAAACAGUGAUUUUACCUCUCAGAACACGGGAGUUGCUGAUCUACUGCUGCCUCGAUCGGUUAGCUUGUUUGUGUUAUAAAAACAUUUAAAUAUAUAUAGUAAUGAAUAAAUGUCAAAUGCAAUGAAUGAAUGCAUGAAAUGAUGAUUAAUCAAAUAUUAACAGACAUUAUGUUCCUGUACUCUUUCUAAAGACAAAUGUUGAUUUUAAAUCAUUGGAGAGGAAAAGUUUUAUACAACAAAAUCACCAGCAAAUAAAGACGAUGCAAACUAAA